This is a messenger RNA of Hibiscus syriacus, 417 nucleotides long. RefSeq lists its product as uncharacterized. The transcript has 2 exons. Bases 1 to 417 code for a protein of 138 amino acids. Lineage: Eukaryota; Viridiplantae; Streptophyta; Magnoliopsida; Malvales; Malvaceae. The record is from RefSeq and is a predicted model, not a curated record.
AUGGCUCCGUAUGAGGCUCUAUAUAGGUGUAAGUAUCAAACUCUGAUUGGUUGGACUGAGUUAGUUGAGCAUAGACUAUUAGGUUUGGAUUUGGUUUAUAAGGCAGAGCAGACUGUCAGAAUGAUUUGGGAUAGAUUGAAGAUUGCCUUUGAUAGACAAAAAAUUUAUGUUGAUUUAAAAUGUCGGGAUAUUAAGUAUGAUGCGAGUGAUAAGGUUUUCUUAAAGGUAUCUCCGUGGAGGAAGUCUGAAGAGGAGCUGGUUGAAAUACUAGAGGGAGAUGAGAAAGUUCUUCGGAGGAAGACUGUUAAGAUGGUCAAGGUUUUGUGGCGUAACCAGGGUUAUGAUGAAUCCUCAUGGGAGACCGAGGAGACCGUGAAGGUUCAGUAUCUGCAUCUCUUUCCUCCAGGUAAAUUUUGA